Messenger RNA from Sphaeramia orbicularis (orbiculate cardinalfish), 2364 nucleotides. It is a transcript of the gene rnf207a, whose product is annotated as ring finger protein 207a. Lineage: Eukaryota; Metazoa; Chordata; Actinopteri; Kurtiformes; Apogonidae. Gene Ontology annotation, cellular component: perinuclear region of cytoplasm. Gene Ontology annotation, biological process: regulation of cardiac muscle contraction; regulation of heart looping. The transcript is spliced from 17 exons. The record is from RefSeq and is a predicted model, not a curated record. Gene Ontology annotation, molecular function: zinc ion binding; Hsp70 protein binding; transmembrane transporter binding. Bases 1 to 1893 code for a protein of 630 amino acids.
AUGGCUGGAGGCAUCUUCACCAAUUUGGACAACUUGUGUAAUGUGGACUGUACCAGCGUCCACCCCCUGGUGUGUCACCUCUGCCAUGAGCAGUACCAGUGCCCCUGUCUGUUGGACUGUUACCACAUCUUCUGUGCCCGCUGCCUUCGAGGCCGAACCAGUGACGGCCGCCUCAGCUGCCCCCUCUGUGGUUACCCAUCCGUACUGAAAGGCAGUACUGCUCUUCCACCUGAGGACCGUUUGCUGAAGUUCCUGGUCGACAGUAAUGCAGAUGCUGAAGAGGCGGUCCAAUGUGCCAACUGUGACCUGGAGAGUAACAAAAAGGACAUGGGAAUGAUGUACUACUGUAACACUUGCAGCCAGCCACUGUGCAGCGCCUGCAGGGAGCUAACACACAAGGCCAGAAUGUUUUCCCAUCAUGAGAUUGUGUCCUUGGCCAAACGCACUAAAGCCAAACACAGGAAGUGCUCUCUCCACGAGGAACCCUACAUCCUCUUCUCAACACAGAACAAGUCUAUGCUUUGCAUUAAAUGCUUCAGAGACAUGCAAGUGGAGAGUCGGACUCACUGCAUUGAUAUUGAAACAGCAUACGUGCAAGGGUGUGAAAUGUUGGACCAGGCUGUGCUGGUGGUGAAGGAGCUGCAGACUUCCACCAGAGAAGCAAUCGUGUUGCUGAGAGCGAUGAUAGGAGAAGUGUGUCUGAAUGUGGAGGAAGAAGAGAGUGCAAUUUGUACUCUUUUUAACAACCUGCAGGAGAGACUGGCAGAAAGGAAGAAGAUUCUGUUGAAAGCAGCCCAAAGUCAACACGAGGAGAAGGAGAAAGCGCUCAAAGAACAGCUCUCACACCUCACCGCCCUCCUGCCCACUCUCCAGGUUCAUCUUGUCACCUGUUCAGCCUUUCUCAACUCUGCCAAUAAGUUUGAGUUUUUGGACAUGGGUUAUCAACUCAUGGAGAGGCUGCAGCGAAUUGUAAAGCUCCCUCAUCGACUGAGACCAGUGCAAAGCAGCAAAAUCAACACAGACUAUCGGAGUGAGUUUGCCCGCUGUCUAGAACCAUUACUGCUGAUAGGACAGCGCUGCCCUCCUUCUGUCACCGGCUCCACAAGUGCAAUAAGACUCCAGUCCCCUCUCUCCGUGUCCUGUCGUUCCCCAUCUCUCAGUGAGAUGCCUCUGGGCUCCAUGCUCGGUCGAAGACCCACUUCUCACCGCAAUGUCUGCACCAAGGUCCUCCUGGCCGAGGGGAAGGAAACUCCUUUCACCGAGCACUGCCGAAAUUAUGAGAAUGCCUACAGGACUCUCCAAACAGAGAUCCAGAACCUGAAGGAUCAGGUUCAGGAGAUGCACCGAGACCUGACCAAGCACCACUCCAUCAUCAACACAGACACAAUGGGCGAGAUCCUGGACAGGUCGCUUCACGUCGACAGUCAGAUAGCUGCUCAGUACGCCACCGUGGAAACUAUGAGGGUCAUGUUUGAAGAGAUCUGGGAUGAGACUUUUCAGAGAGUCACUAAUGAGCAGGAAAUAUAUGAAGCCCAGCUUCAUGACCUGAUGCAGCUGAAGCAGGAGAACUCCUACCUGACCACCAUCGCCAAGCAGAUCAGCCCCUACAUCAUGUCUAUUGCCAAGGUUAAAGAAAGGCUUGAGCCCAGAUUUCAGGAAGGGAAAGAGCACCAUGAUGACCGCACAGAAACAAUGCUGAAAAUAUAUGAAGACAGCACAACAGCAAGAGAAAGUCAAACCAGUGACAACCAGGCUUCUGUCACAGACCAAGACAGAGACAAGAACACCCGCCCGCUGAUCCUCGAGUCGGGGGAGAGCUCUGUCAAAACCAACCGUCUGGCCAAGCAAAGGGGCCCCGCGGAGGCGUCCAGCCACAAUGAGAUGCCUUCAUAAACACUGUCAUUUGAUUUCUGCCACCCACCCCCACCCCUAUCCCCCUCCCACCCUUUCCCUCUCAUCCCCUGCCUGUCCCUGUGCAGCCGAUGUGCCUUUAAUGCAAGUAUAACAAGCCCCGGAUGGUAUGCGACUUCCCCGGCUGUCCAGAUACCGAAAGUGUACGUACCUGUCAAGAGCGCCAAGGUGAGCCCAUGGACAAACUCCGCCGGCUCUAACAGGAUGUACAUACAUAUACGGACGUCAAAGACUCGCUGCUGUCAGGGCCUGAAACGCUCAAAGAUAACACUGUCAUUAAGAAUUACAUAGGAGCCAUGGACUGCUUUAAUGGGAGAACAGGAAUGGAAAUGUCUUUUGUUUGCGAUUGGCUGUUAAAAUGAUAAGUAUGCUCAGAGUGUGAAUAUGUUUGCUGAUGUGUGAAUUGCCUUUGCAGUAUCUUUUCUUUGCAUAAAACAUUUUUCGAAAGCUUGA